GCGUGCCCUUAUCCACGCAGUGGGGCCCUCAAGGCUACUUCUACCCCAUCCAGAUCGCCCAGUACGGCCUGAGCCACUACAGCAAGAACCUGACCGAGAAGCCCCCGCACGUCGAGGUGUACGAAACGGCCGAGGAGAAGGAGAAACCCGGCAGGACCGGGGACUGGACGGUGCCAAAGGGCUGCUCCCUGGCCACGGUGCCCGACAAGGCCAGGUUCACCAGCGUCAAGCACUUCGUCGCUCCAGAAAACACCGAGGGAGUUUCUCUGCAGCUUGGGAACACCCGGGACUUUAUUAUUUCUUUUGAUCUGAAGUUCAUAACGAACGGCAGCGUUUCCGUGGUGCUGGAAACGACGGAGAAGAACCAGCUCUUCACCGUGCACUACGUCUCCAACACCCAACUCAUCGCUUUCAAGGAGCGGGACAUCUACUACGGCAUCGGCCCCAGGACGUCCUGGAGCACCCUCACCAGGGACCUGGUCACCGACCUGCGCAAAGGCGUGGGCCUCUCCAACACGAAGGCCGUCAAGCAGACCAAAAUCAUGCCCAAAAGGGUGGUGAGGCUGGUGGCCAAGGGCAGAGGCUUCCUCGACAACGUCACCAUCUCGGCCACCGCGCACAUGGCGGCUUUCUUCGCCGCCAGCGACUGGCUGUUGAUGAACCAGGACGAGAGGUGCGGCUGGCCCAUCAUGGUGACGAGGAAACUGGGGGAAGGCUUCAAAUCCUUGGACCCGGGUUGGUACUCGGCCAUGGCGCAAGGCCAGGCCAUCUCCACGCUGGUGCGGGCCUACCUGCUGACCAAGGACCACGCGUUCCUCAGCUCGGCCCUGCGGGCCACGGCGCCCUACAAGCUGCCGUCGGAGCAGCGCGGGGUGAAAGCCGUCUUCAUAUGGUACGAGGAGUACCCCACCUCGCCCAGCUCCUUCGUGCUCAACGGCUUCAUGUACUCCUUGAUCGGCCUCUACGACCUGAAGGAAACGGCCGGGGAGAAGCUGGGGAAGGAGGCGCGGGUCCUGUACGAGCGGGGCAUGGAGUCCCUGAAGGCCAUGCUUCCCCUGUACGACACCGGCUCGGGGACCAUCUACGACCUGCGGCACUUCAUGCUGGGCACCGCUCCCAACCUGGCCCGCUGGGACUACCACACCACCCACAUCAACCAGCUGCAGCUGCUCAGCACCAUCGACGAGGCCCCCAUCUUCAAGGAGUUCGUCAAGAGGUGGAAGAGUUACCUGCGCGGCGGGCGGGCGAAGCACAACUGA
Molecule: messenger RNA, 1259 nt
Organism: Mesitornis unicolor (brown roatelo)
Lineage: Eukaryota; Metazoa; Chordata; Aves; Mesitornithiformes; Mesitornithidae
Gene: GLCE
Product: glucuronic acid epimerase
Biological process (GO): heparan sulfate proteoglycan biosynthetic process
Cellular component (GO): Golgi apparatus
Molecular function (GO): heparosan-N-sulfate-glucuronate 5-epimerase activity
Source: RefSeq, a predicted model, not a curated record